AUGAACAACCAACCUAAAGACAGGGCACCAAGUGCCCCUUUUGUUUCUGUACAAGGUGAAGAUGGCUCUGAAGGAACAAGACUUGUAGGAGAGUUGAUAGAAAACAGGCUUGAUGCAAAUGAUUUUGACAAAAUUCAGAACCUUUUUGUGUCUCCAGAGUUAAAUCCACCACAAUGCAUGAGCAGAGAAAAAUUCAUGGAAAGAACAUAUGCUGCCGUUGGCCAUGGCACCAAAGAAGAAUAUGGGGAAUUGUUUGACAAGAUAGAUGUGAGUCGUGAAGGUUUCAUUGACUGGGACAAAUUUACAUCCUUCAUGCUUCUUGAGCUUUAUGAGAAGGAUGAACGAGUAAAAUCAUCUGUAAUCCCCCAGUGGAAGGAUAGUCGUAGUCUACCAUUAAUUCAUAAGGAAAACAUACAAAGCAUAGCUUAUUGGAAAGGCUCCUGUCGUUAUGUAACUCUGAGUAGAGAUGGAUUACUGGGAAUCUGGGGAGAGAAUUUAAAACUACAAAGAAACCUUCGGAUCAGCACGGAUACAGUCAAACUUAAAGAUUUAUGGGCUACCAGCUUGGUGCUUAUGACCAAUGUAAACAAGGUUGCAGUUGCAUUUACAAGUAAAGAAAUAUGUUUCUAUGAUGUUUCCCCAAAACAAGAUCUAUUUUGCCAAUAUAAGCUCCAAGGUCUUCAAGGAACCCCAAUAUGUAUGGACUAUUGGUAUGAUCCAGAUGAUGCCAAUGAGGCUGUUCUUACAAUUGGGAAUGUCACUGGAGAGGUUCAGGCCAUCUGCUACUCAAAAGCUACCAUAACAUUGUUUGAAAAACCUGCUAAUUCCACAGAUGAUCAGCAAACUACUGUGUAUAUUAACUGGAAUGACUUAUUGGCUGGUUCUCAUACAUGUUGCUCCAUCUUAAAACAUAAAAUUCAUGAUAACAGCUGGAUUAGACAAGUUAGUUACAGUUCUCAUUUGGAAGUUUUUCUGUCUUGUUCCACAAGUGACAAAAACACUUUGAUAUUGGCUUGGAGAGAAAAAGGCAAGACUCAUUUGAAGAUCUCGUCUCUGAAUAUUUUGAAGGGCAUUAAUGGUUUUGACUACCAUCCAGGACUAAAUAUAAUUGCUACUGCUGGCAUAAACCACAAGAUUUGUCUUUGGAAUCCAUAUGUUGUAUCUAAGCCAACUGGAGUCUUAGAAGGUAACAUGGCCAGCGUCAUCACUGUUAAAUUUAUUGUGGCCCGGAAACAGCUCUUUAGUUUUUCCAAAGAUAAGGUUUUGAGAAUAUGGGAUAUUCACCAUCAAAUAUGCAUUCAAAGAAUAGCUGGAAUUUUCCCCAAAACUCUUGAGUUUAACUCUAUUUUCUACUUCUAUGAACCUCAUGGUCGUUUAUUUUUAUCCUUCAAUAAUCAGUUGACUUUAAUGGAAAUGAGGAAAGAGACUUUCAGAAGAAUUACAAGUCAUGACAAACCUGUAACCUGUGUGCUCUACAACUCUGCCUUUAAGCAGGUUAUCAGCUCUGAUACUGGGUCAACGAUUACAUUCUGGAUGAUAGACACUGGACAUAAAAUCAAACAGUUUUCAGGCUGCCAUGGCAAUGCAGAGAUUAGCACCAUGGCUCUAGACAUUAGUGAAACAAGGCUUUUAACAGGGAGCACAGAUGGAACCGUGAAGAUUUGGGAUUUUAAUGGCCAUUGUCAUCAUAAAUUAAAUGCUGGAAGAGGUCAUGCAGUUGAAAUUUCUCAGAUACUGGUCCUGAAAAGAACUAUAUUAGUUGUAGGAUGGGAAAGGAUCAUCACUGUUUUCCGACUGAAUUCUUUAAAUCAAUACCUUGUUCAGCCAGCAGAAUGGAAUGGUGGGGUACUGCACCAAGAUGAUAUCUUAUGUGCAGCAUUUUUAUCUCCACAGUGCCUGGUCACAGGAAGUUAUGAUGGAGAAAUGGUGGUUUGGAACAACAGUACAGAAAAUGCUUCCCGAAGACUUAUUCCUGAUGCUGGAAAGACUAUUAAAUCAAAAUCAGAUUCCCAGGUUCAAAGUGCUGGGAGAAGAAGCUUGUCUUCCAGAAGAUAUACCCGUUCAAUGAGCAGCUUCUGUGACACUAACUCAGAGAGCAUGAAUACAAUAACAAGACUGUUCUUCCUUGAGGCAAGGAAAAAUGUCUCAGCGACAGGUGGAGCAAAUUUGGUAUGCUGCGGAGGAUCUGGCUAUGUGAGACUUUGGAAUAUAUUUAGAAACCACUUAAUGGCAGAGUUUGUAGCUCAUGAAAGAGCAAGUUCCAUCAUUAUGACUAUUGAUAAAGAAAACCAUUAUAUCAUUACUGGGGACCUAGAUGGAUGUCUUAAAAUAUGGGAUAUUGAGGGAUACUGCACUGACUACAGUGAAAACAAGACUACAAGCCCUCCUCUACUUGUGACUUCUUUCCAUCCUCACAUUGACUGCAUCACACAUCUGGAAACAUGUGCACACAAUGGGCGUCAACUUAUACUCUCAGCAUCUGCAGAUUGCAGCAUAUGUGUUAGUGAUAUAUUUGGAAUAUCUAUUGGCAUAUUUGGGCAGGAGGAACACUGGAGGAUACAGGAACAUUCACAGUUACAUGUAACUGAUAAUAUAUUAGAAAAUCUAGAGGAAGACAUUAAAAUAGCUAAAGACGUGCAAAAAGAAAGAUCAGUUACUUAUACUAGGAACGAAGAGGCGUAUCCCGGAGCCACCGCACAUCCUGACACUUACCUAACAGAUCAACGCUUAGAAGAUAAAAAUGAUUUAUCCUACAAGCUUAGCCCAUGGGAAAAUACAAUUUUAGGUAAAAAAUACAGAGAAAGGGGAAUAAAGGAAAAGCUACAUACAAACUUGCAGGAUGAUUUAAUCCCAAAUUCAUUUGGUACAUUCAGUCUGUUAAACUUGGGAAUUCUCAAGGACACUAUUGAAGUGAACAAACCAGACUUUUUUCUAAACCCUGACAAGUACUUUGAAGACAAUUCAGAACAGAAGAAAUCUACUGAUUUAAAGUUAUCAACCCUUUCAGCAACUCUGAAAGCUGUGUUUGAUGAGGGAAGUCUCUUCCCAAGAGAAAUUUUGGAACGUGAACGAAAAGCAAAGCAAAUGAAUGAGAAAACCAAGAUAAAAAGAAACAAGAAAACCGCACAACUAAAGGAAAAGUAG
Messenger RNA from Bombina bombina (fire-bellied toad), 3144 nucleotides. It is a transcript of the gene WDR49, whose product is annotated as WD repeat domain 49. Gene Ontology annotation, molecular function: protein binding; calcium ion binding. NCBI's taxonomy places the organism in Eukaryota, Metazoa, Chordata, Amphibia, Anura, Bombinatoridae. The record is from RefSeq and is a predicted model, not a curated record. Bases 1 to 3144 code for a protein of 1047 amino acids. The transcript has 18 exons.